This is a messenger RNA of Acaulospora colombiana, 324 nucleotides long. The record is from the annotation of a GenBank genome assembly. NCBI's taxonomy places the organism in Eukaryota, Fungi, Glomeromycota, Glomeromycetes, Diversisporales, Acaulosporaceae.
AUGCCUCCCCGAGCGUCCGCGAAGCGCAAAAACGAUGAUAGCCCUUACGCAAUAUCAGGUAUAAAGCGUAUGGCUGGAAACGGAAACGGUCAUGGCGGUUAUCCUUCAAGAGAACAGCGCGACCGUGACGCACACACUACCAAUGCAGCUGCCGGCAGGGACAGGGAAAGGGACUGGUAUAAUGAUAAAUAUGGAAAUCUGAGUAGUUAUGAAAAAGAUACGACAAGCACCGUUGGCGGCGGCAAAAGAAGAAAAAUCGACAAUAUCGCAGGCACUAAUGGAAGUUCUGCCGGCUAUUACAAUGUCAACACCGCGGGUGCCACC